ACGCUGUAGGGCGUAAAAGGAGAGAUACAGGCUAUGAAUAGAAUCACCCUCCACCGAGAGCCAAGUGGGAAGGACAGUUUUUUUUUUUUUUGGAUGAGUUUCGCAUUAGCCUACCUGUGCAUUGUUCCUGCGGAAAGAAAAAAGACUUAGGAAGAUGGAGCAGUGUCUGCCUCCAACAGAUGUUAAACGGCUGAAGCCGAGACCGCUCAAACCGCCUCACCCUCCACCCAAACCACCUCACCCUCCGCCCAAACCACCCCAGGCUGUGCUCAAACCGACCUCUGAGGUCAAUGGGAAUUUGAUGCAGAUUGAGAGGACGGACAGAACCGCUCAAAUUCUGGCGCCUCAGCAUAAGUCCAGGCAUGAGCAGCACCUGAGGAAGAGCAAUGAGACCCAAGAGCUGAACCUGCAGGAGAACAACAAUGACUCCAGAACAGAGAGGCUGUCACAGAAUGAGAUUGACAGAGAAGUAAGCCAAUCGGAGAGCACUACAAAUCCGAGAGAGGAGACUGACAACCGACAAGAAAAAGGAGUGUCUGGUGGAAUUUUCCAGAAACCUUCAAAAGACAGAACCCCCACCUUCACUAGCUACUUAACGGAUGUUUAUCCAGAGAAAAACAAGAACAAACUUGGCAUACAGGAGAAAGGAGGAAUGUUGAGCGGAAUGUUCAGAUCCAAAUCUCCAAAACCUUCUGAGCGUACCCUACCUGUACAGGAAGAUGUAUCUAUACAGAGUGAACUCUCCACCAGCAAUGAUAAUCUCUCUGACACCAACAUAAAGGAGAAUUUAGGGGGAAUGUUCAGCGGCAUGUUCAAAAAACCUCACAAACCUGCUGGAGGUGCUACACCUGCACAGGGUGAUCUUUCCACACAAGGCGAACUCUCAGGCAGCAACAACAGCAACCUCUCUGACAACAACAACACAAACGAAAAUCUCUCUACAAACGCCAAGCUAUCAGCCAGCAAUGACAGUCUCUCUGACAAUAACACGAAGGAAAAGGGAGGGAUGUUCACUAGAAUGUUCAAAAAGGCCUCUAAACAUGCUGAGCACACAGUACCUGCACAGGAAACUGGAUCUUUACAUGGUGAACUCUCAGCCAGUGAUGACAGCAUGUCUGACAGCAGUACAAAGGACAACCUUUCUACCGAUAACAAACUCUCAGGCAGCAAUGAGAAUCUUGCUGACAAUAACACAAAGGAAAAGGGAGGGGUGAUCACUAGAAUUUUCAAAAUGACCUCUAAACCUGCUGAGCACACACAACCUGUACAGGAAAAUGAAUUGGACAGUGAUGACAGUCUCUCCGAGAACACAAAGGUGAGUAAAGGAGGAAUGUUCAGUGGAAUGUUCAGAUCCAAAGCUUCCAAACAUUCUAGGGAUCCUACACCUGCACAGGUAAGUGUCUGUCCCUGUGUUUCUGUUUAUACACCCGGUAGCUCUGUCUGA
Molecule: messenger RNA, 1444 nt
Organism: Anguilla rostrata (American eel)
Lineage: Eukaryota; Metazoa; Chordata; Actinopteri; Anguilliformes; Anguillidae
Product: probable serine/threonine-protein kinase DDB_G0278845
Exons: 20
Coding region: 155-1444 (429 amino acids)
Source: RefSeq, a predicted model, not a curated record